AUGUACGCUGGGAAUAUGCUCCAGCGUUCACCCAAACUCUCUCGAAGCUUAGACAUGGAAACUCUUGGCCAUGGAUCGUCGUCCUCUAAGUUUUAUACGUCCUCGAUUUCUCAACCCCCUUCAGUUAGAAGCAGCCCUAUUCCUUCCCGGAUAAUUUCUUCUCCUUCACAAACAUAUAGAUCUCGGCAUUUGAGAAUAAGUAGAUCAAGUAACAACAGUCCACUGAACUUACCAGAAGGGCCGCAUUUCCCUCAUUCCAUUAGUAGCCGCGCAUUUAAUACUGGUGGUGUUUAUUACGGUGACGAAUUCAACAGGCCCAUCAUGGAUAUCAGAGCAAGUGCUUCCGAGCAUCGUAGUCGGUCCGUAAACCGACCUAUGCGUGGCUAUCAAUCGUUAGAAAGAGUUCCCGAUCGUGAAUAUAUCUCGAUUCGAGAACCUAGACAAAGAUCUCUUGGUGGCGUAGAAAUUGAUAGUAGACAUUCCAGAGGUCGGGAUCAUUCCAUGGAAGAAGCUAUGUUUAUGGAAAGAGAUCAAUCUGAUAUGUAUUACACGGAGAGAGAAUCAGUUAUAGACUCCGUUCCUUAUGCUGAAAAUGGACCCUAUGACACUCGUCCUACUCACACUUUUUCCGUUAACAACUUAGACAAGCACAAUGAAUAUUCUCGUGACAAUUUUAUUAUGGAGCUUCAAUCACGUUUGAACGAGCUACAAAACCAAUAUGGAACUAUGAAACGUGAACUAGACGUCACAACUCAAAAACUUGGGUCAAGCAUGCAUAGCAUUAAAACGUAUUGGAGUCCAGAACUGAAGAAAGAACGUGCCCUGCGCAAAGAGGAAGCUGCAAAAUAUGCGCUGAUGAAUGAACAGAUGAAAAUGUUUAGGUCCGAAAAUCAG
Messenger RNA from Limulus polyphemus (Atlantic horseshoe crab), 894 nucleotides. RefSeq lists its product as uncharacterized. The annotation marks the transcript as partial. Gene Ontology annotation, molecular function: structural constituent of presynaptic active zone. Gene Ontology annotation, biological process: neuromuscular synaptic transmission; regulation of synaptic plasticity; maintenance of presynaptic active zone structure. Lineage: Eukaryota; Metazoa; Arthropoda; Merostomata; Xiphosura; Limulidae. The record is from RefSeq and is a predicted model, not a curated record. The transcript has a single exon. Gene Ontology annotation, cellular component: cytoskeleton of presynaptic active zone.